UGUCGCGUAACACCGAGGAGAUGUUAAAUUUUGCAGCAAGAUUAAAAAAGAAAUUAGCUCUCUUUUGCCAGUGUUGCGAUGAACGCCUCCAAAAAUAAGAAUUUGAUCGGAUGGUAAAACAGCGGAUGCAUGACCCGAUCUCGGGAAAGCUUGGCUCGCGCUACUUAUUUUGCGUUGUGACCAUGGGUAUAUAGACUUGUCAUUGUUCUUUGUAAGUUUUGAGAACAACGACAUUACGGCUUUUGGACGUUUGCGAUUAAUGAUGAAAAGUAAAUUUAAACUGAGAAAAUAUCAAGCAAGGUUUCGGAUUGGUUGCGCGUUAUCUCCCCUUCCUUCCUUUCUUUCUUUCUUUGAUUGUGCGUUUUGUCGGAUAGCCUGUGAGUGUUUGUGUGUUGAAAGAAAAGUAACGAAAAAAAGGGAGGAGAAGAAGAAAGAAGGAAUCUACAAUUCUAGAGAUGAAAGGGAAUAUUGAGUUUUGGUAACACACAGCUGUUGCGUUGUGGAAUAAUAGCACGAGCAAAAAAAU
This is a messenger RNA of Zychaea mexicana, 526 nucleotides long. RefSeq lists its product as uncharacterized. The transcript is spliced from 3 exons. Lineage: Eukaryota; Fungi; Mucoromycota; Mucoromycetes; Mucorales; Lichtheimiaceae. The coding region runs from base 260 to 472 and encodes 70 amino acids. The record is from RefSeq and is a predicted model, not a curated record.